Molecule: messenger RNA, 2131 nt
Organism: Phoenix dactylifera (date palm)
Lineage: Eukaryota; Viridiplantae; Streptophyta; Magnoliopsida; Arecales; Arecaceae
Product: serine/threonine/tyrosine-protein kinase HT1-like
Biological process (GO): protein phosphorylation; signal transduction
Cellular component (GO): cytoplasm
Molecular function (GO): ATP binding; protein serine/threonine kinase activity
Source: RefSeq, a predicted model, not a curated record
UACUCCCCCCACCCUCCAUCUCUCUCUCACACUGUGCUUGUUUCUUUCUCUCCUCUCUCUCUCUCUCUCCCUCUCCAAACCCUAGCCCCAAUCCUAACCCUCCUCAUUCUCGAUUUCUCCACUCCCUAUCAUCAGAGGAAGAUCCGGUUCCUCGGCUCCUCUACGUGAGCUAUCGAGCUUACGGCUUGCCGUUUCUUCGCCUUUCUUUUAAUCUCGUAAGAGGAAGGAAGAGGACCGGAAAAGUUUUCGGACGAAUUAUCGGGUUCUUUCGAAUUUUCAAGGAUUAAUGAGAAUUUCUUCCAGAUUUUUCUGAUUUUAUUUCUUCAUUUUGGCACGAGGCCGUGAUUCUGCUCGGAUCUGCGGUGAUGUGAGAGUUCUGAGGCUCCGUAAGCUUCCGUUUGAGGUGUUCCAUGGGGUUUGUCAGAACUGGCGAAAUGUAGGCGAAAUGGAGAGGGUUUUGGGUGCAUCACCGAGCUCUCUGCUUGAUUUGCACUUCAAGAUGGCAUCGCCUUAGCCUGGCUCAGGUUAACAGUCUGUGAAGAAAGUUCGAUUUUUUUUUUUUGUCAGAAAGUUCCAAUUUUUAUCGGAAAUUCUAUGCGUGUUAUUCAUUGCGCGAGCAUUGCUGUAUUAUUCGAGGUUUUUAAAAAGGAAUUAUUAUUAUUAUUAUUAGGGCGUUGGGGGGUUCUUUGGUUGUGGUUGAUGGUUAUUGUGAAUACUGGUGAUCUAAAUCGAUGAAGAGCUUGGAUUGCUUUAAAAAGAACUUGAAAAGGAGCAAAAGACCAGAGAGGAAGCUCUCUCUUGGAGAGUACAGGAAGGCGGUGUCAUGGUCCAAGUACCUGGUCUCUUCUGGUGCGGAGAUUAGAGGUGGAGGGGAGGAGGAAUGGAGUGCAGAUAUGUCCCAAUUGCUCAUUGGGACUAAGUUUGCUUCGGGGCGGCAUAGCCGGAUUUAUCAUGGGAUAUACAAGGAUAAAGAGGUGGCCAUUAAGUUGAUAAGCCAGCCUGAGGAGGAUGUGACUCUUGCUGCUUCUCUAGAGCAGCAGUUCACUUCGGAGGUUGCAUUGUUGUUUCAUCUCCGGCAUCCUAACAUAGUCACGUUUGUUGCUGCAUGCAAGAAACCUCCAGUUUUCUGCAUCAUCACUGAGUACAUGGCAGGUGGUUCUCUUCGGAAAUAUCUCCACAAGCAAGAGCCUCACUCACUCCCUCUGAAGCUGGUCUUGAAAUUAUCCCUCGAUAUUGCUCGUGGAAUGAAUUAUCUUCAUUCACAGGGAAUCCUCCAUAGGGAUCUGAAGUCAGAAAAUAUUCUUCUUGGGGAAGAUAUGUCUGUGAAGGUAGCAGAUUUUGGAAUCUCAUGCUUGGAAUCUCAGUGUGGCAGUGGGAAGGGGUUCACAAGUACUUAUCGAUGGAUGGCCCCUGAAAUGGUCAAGGAAAAAAGUCAUACAAGGAAAGUUGAUGUAUACAGUUUUGGCAUUGUCUUUUGGGAACUACUGACAGCGUUGAUCCCAUUCCAAGACAUGACUCCUGAACAGGCUGCUUAUGCUGUUGCCCAGAAGAAUGCUAGACCACCUUUGCCUGCUGCUUGUCCUCUGGCAUUAAGUCAUCUCGUCACUCAGUGCUGGGCAACUAACCCUGAUAAAAGGCCUCAAUUUGAGGAGAUCGUAUCUAUACUUGAGAGCUACAAACAAGCUUUUGAAAAGGAUCCUGCAUUUUUCUUGUCCUUCAAGCCUGUUCAGCAGCAGGCUUUGCUUGGAUGCUUUCCAAGUAUGCGACUGAUAUUGGAGAAUUCAAGUCAGGGAGCAGGCAAAAGCAACAGGAUAGAGGUGAUAAAGCAAAUGGACUGUCGUCUCUUAUGAAAAAAAAGCGAGUUACCUUGUAGUGAGCUUGUUUCUUGAUACAGAAGUUCUUGCAGGGCACAAGAUGCAUUGAGCUAUCGUAAUUCUAACAUCAUUGAAGCUCAAAUUCAAGUGGAAAUUGUGCUAGUGGUUUCUAGAACUUUUACAAUUGUCAUCUUAGAUUUCUUUCUUUUGAGUUACUCUCAGGUUAAGAGGAGUCUUCUUUUAGUGUCUAUGAUACCUGGUUAACAGGAACAUGCUUUGCUUUGAAUCCAUUUUUCAUCCUCCUCCAUUACUGUUUA